This is a messenger RNA of Lepisosteus oculatus (spotted gar), 3654 nucleotides long. It is a transcript of the gene pmp22b, whose product is annotated as peripheral myelin protein 22b. Gene Ontology annotation, cellular component: plasma membrane. The record is from RefSeq and is a predicted model, not a curated record. NCBI's taxonomy places the organism in Eukaryota, Metazoa, Chordata, Actinopteri, Semionotiformes, Lepisosteidae.
GGGCGCACCCUGACGUAGCACACGCUCUCCAGGGCGUUGUUCUUCUAUAAUGAGAAACUUUAUAACUGCGGCGUUACCUCUGGCAUCAAAAUACUCGCUGAAGUUUGGGCUGGAGAACUGCUGCAGGACGUUUCUCUCGAGAUUCUUUGCUGAAUUCUUGCUCUCCUGCUUGGUCUGCUUUGUGCUCGGAUCAUUUCAAAGUUGCUAGUAUUAAAUCUAACUGAAAAAUGCUGCUCCUGUUGCUGGGAAUCAUCAUUUUGCACAUUGCUGCUUUGGUGCUUCUAUUUGUAUCGACCAUUGUUAGCGCUUGGGCUUAUGAUGGAAACACGAGUUCUGAUCUUUGGUCAAACUGCACUACAACCAAUGGAGGGAGUCACUGUGACCAAGCUUUCACAGGGGAGUGGAUCCAAGCGGUCCAGGCUCUCAUGAUCCUGUCCAUCAUCUUCAGCGUCCUGUCCUUGUUUCUCUUCUUCUGCCAGCUCUUCACUCUCCAGAAAGGUGGACGUUUCUUCCUCACUGGAAUCUUCCAAAUACUUGCAAGUCUCUUUGUGAUGAGUGGAGCAAUCAUUUACACAGUAAAAAGCACGGAGUGGUUGUCGCAGGCUGCCACAUAUGGGUUUGCCUAUAUACUGGCAUGGGUGGCAUUCCCCUUGGCACUGAUCAGUGGAUUAAUCUACGUCAUCUUGAGAAAACGUGAAUGAGUUCUCCUUCUAAAGCACCAAGACAUCAGUACUACAGCGUCCACAGCCAAAUUGAAACGGAUACAAGAGAUAAAAAACAAAAUUACUGUUAUAGUUUGAAGAUGUAUAUAGUAUCUAUGGUUUAAACCUAUUUAUAACACUUUUUACAUACAUGUAUAUAGUAUUGUGUUGCUUUGUUGACAAUGAUUCUCUGUUUGAGCUUUGUUAAGCUAAUGAAGUGCCUCCAGAACACUCUUGUCAUGGUGAAAUAACCACCUUUUUUAUUUUUUUUUAUCUUUCAACCAACAAACACAACGGAAACCUAAGAGAUUUCGGUAUUUUAACCAACGCGCAUGUAUGGAUUAGAAGUCUAGAGAUGGUUUGUUUUAACUGUGCUCGUUUUAGGGGAAAAAAAGCUACCAACAAAAAAAAAAAGACUGCUAGAAUAAACAAUUUAAAAAGUAGCUUGAUGACUUUGAAACAUUAUUUUUCUCUUUGUGAUGAUAAACCAAAAAUAGGUCUUUUCUUAAUUUUUUUUGUUGAAAAAAUGGUGCUAUGUAUUCUACCAUUCCUAUUAUUGAUAGUCACUUAGCCCUCUCUCAAGAGUCAAUUAACACAAUUUAAAUAUUAAAAUGAACAGCAUUUUAAAAAAGGAAUUGACUUCAAUGUAAUGUACUUGUACCUAACUGCUUCUGUACAUAGAGGAUUAUACUAAAUUUUCUUUUUUUAAAUAAAAGCAUUUAAAGAAAACUAUAAUGGCUUGACGUGUUAGUGAAGCUAACAGUUCAACAGUAUAGCUGGGAAUGAACUUUACUGUCAUACCGCCUAUUCAUAUUAAAACUAAAAUACUAAAAGGUGUUAAAAUAAUAUUAUAACCACUUUUAUGUCUACAGUAGCAUAGGUCAUUAAGAUGUCUGGUAGAAUUUGAGUUUAAAAUUCUUCAUGUUUGUCGUGCACGCUUGACAAAAAUCCUUCCCAUCAUCCCUUUCACUGGAAUGUUGGAUGUGUUUGGGAAGGCUAAAAGAACUUAAAACUACAAAGAAAUCUGCGUUUUGUUUUUCUUAGUUUUCAUUAGAGAGCAUGUGUUUAUGUGAUAUUGCUGCUGAGUGAGUUCAAUUAGAUACUAACCUGUUUCCUGGUUGUCUGCUUAUGAAAGGGGCAUUAUUAUGGCUUGACUCUUACCUGUAGCAUGACGAUUUUAGCAGCUGGGGAUGGUGGCAGUAGCUGAUAGCUAUUCACACUGGGGCUGAGCCAUGUGCAGUAUUAAGGGAUAAGUCGACUCAGCAGAAUGCAAAGCACUAGGCUGGCAAGAUGGAAAGUAUUUCCAGUUUAAGAGCAAAACUUUGAGUACUAUUGACCCAGCUGGAAAACAGUUCUCCCACCUCUUAAAAUACUUCAAUGAAGCCUUUUGCCAUUUCCUGUCCUUGCUGUUAUAAACACUAAAAACAGAAAGCAAGGCCUGGAGUGAUUAACAACUCAGCCUUGUCUCAAACAUGGCUCUCAGUGGUUUUACUUGAAGUUUAAAUUGAGCAUAGUUUUCUCGUGCGAUGCGUCAACCUGUACUGCAAUUUCAGGGCAUCAGCCACGUUUCACAAUAAACCUCCUUAAGGCAAAUUGUAAAUAGCAUUUCAUGCAGGAUAUAGGAUAUCAUGAUAUUUAAGUGGAUAUUAAAGUGCAAAAAAAAACAUUGUAGUCCUGCAAGGCAAAGGAUUUGGUUUGAGUUAAAAAUGUAAAAUAGCUGUGAAGAUUACACAAGAUGUGUUUUUAAAACAGAGCAGAAUAUAAUAAGGAGGAGAUUUUUGAAUAUUUUUGAAUACUUUUUGAAUAUUAGUGAUACUAGUAGUCACUCCAGUGAUGGUAGUUUCCAGACCAAUAAUGCCUAAAUGUAUUCAGAUGGCAUUGGUACAAAUAGAGAAGGCAAUAAUAAUAAUCACAAUGUUGUUAUAUUUGUUGGUUAUUGGAUUAACUUAACUUCCUGUUAGCAAAAAUGUUUGGCAAAGCAGCAAGUGAACUAUGUUUUAUCUGCCUUUUUGAUAUUAAAGAUAAUACAAAUACUAAAACAGCAUAGCCAUACUGUAAAUCUAUUGUCUAAGGCAGCCAAGUUCUAAACAUUUCUGUUACUAAGUACUCUAGUAUUAGAUGCUUCUGUUUGGUAAACCACUUUGUUACUUUAAAAUGCCACAGACACACAUCUGUUGCAUCUUUCAACCAAAGCUAAGAUUCAUGUUACAAGCCUGGUAUCACAUACCCAGUGAUCUCAUUACUGGUUUAUUUCUGCAUGUGGGUUUUAUUUCUCUGUGAUUGCCAGUAAUGUGUAACAGUGAAAUUGGGAGGGGGAGGAGGAGGUGGAAAUGGAGAUGUCUGGAAUGGGGUUUUCAGUCCCAAUUAUUUUACAAGAGUAAUAAGACAAAAAAAAACUUUUAAAUUCUGCAAAUUCAGCCUAGUCUGAAGUGUCAGUAGGGGUGAGAUCUUGGUAUUGAUUGUCAAAGCAGCUUGUCUUCCCAGUUGUUGCCAAAUACUUUGUUUCGUUUUUUUAAAGAGCAAAUCAUUCUGUAAAGGCAACAAUGUACAAUGUGUUGCUAAUUGGUCUCCCAGCAGUGUGAAAGUGUAUUAAUGUGAUUUCUAACUCUUCUCAUCUUAUGUAAGGGAGUAGAAUAUGCUGAUUUAUUUUCGAGCAAUUGAAUGUUAUAAAGUGUUUGUAACGCUUGUCCUUGGUGACACAAGAAAUUUAGUUUGUCCCUGUUCCUUUAAUUUGUAGCUUCUGUAACCAAUCAUCAUGUUUCUUGUUGCCUGUUAGAGGUGGUGUGAGGGUUGAGAAAACACAGGAAGUCAGUCUGAGGGGAUCGAAGGUCUCUGAUGAAGUCUGGCAUUCUGCUAACAUGGUGGGUGGAUACAGUCUGAAAUAUACUUGACAUGUUUUGUGUUUUUACAUUUAAAAGUAAUUCAAAUAAAAAAAAAGAUGAUUACUACCAAA